Diaporthe citri is the source of this 2022-nucleotide messenger RNA. RefSeq lists its product as uncharacterized. Gene Ontology annotation, molecular function: nucleic acid binding. The record is from RefSeq and is a predicted model, not a curated record. Lineage: Eukaryota; Fungi; Ascomycota; Sordariomycetes; Diaporthales; Diaporthaceae. The transcript has 4 exons. Bases 1 to 2022 code for a protein of 673 amino acids.
AUGGCAAAGGGAAAGAAAGGAAGGGCUGCAAAGGCAGCUCGCUACCGAGCCAUGACGGCAGCCCCUGCUCAGCAACAGGAUCGCCAACAGCAGAGCAUUGUCUCUCAGUACGUGCCAAGGGCUGCGGCCGUCAAAGUUCACGGCUUUUCUCUCGCGGACGAGGCUAGGAACACGGCUGAGCACCGGAAGGGCUGGGAUGCACUGGCAAAGCUCCGCGCCCAGCCCGUUGCCUUCGUGAGCGCCGGGAUGGUGGAGCCUCUGAAGGAACUCGACCAGCUGGGGCACCACACCGAUGACGUGGUCGACACGUCCGAAGAUGCCGCACCCGCCGACCCGGACAAGCAGCUGAAAGGUGAUCAGGAGCCGUCUUUCUUCAUUGACACCAGCGGCAACCAGGCCCUUUCUCGCCGCCACGGCCAGCACGUUGCAUUUCCUGAGCCUCACUCGUCGGGCGAUGAAUCGAGUUCGAGCGAGGAUGUUGUUCUCUUCAAGGGAAGGAACGGUGCUCGCAUCGACAAUGCACCUCCGCCCGUUGCCCAUAAUAUCACAAUCCAGGUUCAAGCCGUGGAGAAAACAGUCCAGAAAAUAUUCCUGGACGAACCAGGCCAACCCAAGGGCCCCGUCGCGCGUUCCGACUCUCCACCGCUUUGGCAACUACGUGGCCACAACGACGAGGACGCAAUAUUUGCUGACUAUGUUGCAAACAUGAGUGAGGACAAUGAUGGUGACGGCGACGACGAUGUUGAGAGGGGCCAAUUGUUUGCAGCAUUCUCGAGCAAGCGGGAUCUAGGCGGCUCCGAUGGCGACGUGGUCAUUGCCGACGAGUCCGAUAGUGAUGCUUCCGACGGUGUUGAGGACCCUGACGGAAAACGAAAUCCUGCGGUAUUUAAGACAGGCGAGUCUACAACUGCUGAGGACAUUGACAUGACAGACGAGGCCUUGGCUAGACUCCUCGCUAGACAAGAAGAGCUUGGCUUGGACGACGACGAAAUGAUGUUACUCGCCGGAAGUGUAUUCGGCGGUGUGCCUUCAUCGAGAAAGAAGACUCCGCAAGCACGCAAAGAGAAUAUUAAAUUCAAGUCUGAGAGGACGGCCAAGACGGGCGGACGUGGGCCGGUACCGAGUGCGAGAGAAGUCGCAGAUGCGUUCGACGAUCUGGACUUGAUGGAUUGGGGCCGGCACAACCCGCCGCGUAAGCCCAAGAGCAAGCGCGGACAGCCGACGUUUGACAUUUCAGAUUCUGAGCUGGAACAGACGCUCCAAGCGACCUGGAAGGCUGAUCGUCUCCGUAAGACGGAGAAGAAGCAGCAGCGCGAGGAGCUGCGUGCCCAGGGCCUCCUCGGCAAGAACGUCGACCCGAACGAUCCGCGCGUGAAGUACCAGACUGGGAUGACACUGGACCAGAUCAAAGAGGAGAUGCGAACCUUCCUCUGCGGCACCGAUGAAACCCUGACGCUUCCUCCCAUGGAUGCUUCUGCGCGCAAGAUCAUUCAUGAGCUGGCGAACAAAUUUAAUAUCAAAUCCAAAUCCGCCGGCCACGGCGAGACCCGCCGCCCAUCACUCUACCGGACCAAGAGGACAGUCAGGUACUCCGAGCCAUCAUUUGAGCAGGUUUUCGCCCGCGCUGGACGCCGAUACUUCCCCCGCCUCGACCAAAAGGGCAAGGCGCCAAGAGGUGGUGGUGGCGGUGGCGGCAUGGGCAGGUCGAGUCGUGGUAUCAACCACGCAGCAUUUACGCUCAAGGACGGUGAAGUGGUGGGCGGUGGUGCGCCCGAGCUAGACCAGGCCAACAAGGGCCGGGCCAUGCUUGAGAAGAUGGGCUGGUCCACGGGCAUGGCCCUUGGAUCACAGGAGAACAAAGGUAUUCUUCAACCGCUCGCCUCAGUAAGUAGUGCCGUGUUUACUUUACUUCCUACGUUGUGGAGACUGCCCAGGCGGCGGGAGGCAGCCUCCAGUAUCGCAUCCGCAACGGGCUACCUGUUCCUCAUCCUCAACAAACUCGUGGAGAAGGGACGUGGCUAA